AUAGUAGGCCGGCUAGCUACACGUGCGUGGAAUCUGCACUGAUAUCGGUGGGAAUCUGUCGCAGUAAUUGUAAACAACAUAAAGCACGCAAAUUUCGCAUGAGAAAUCGAUGUGCCAGCAUUGCUUUCACUCUGUUUAAAGUGAGGUUCUUCUACUUCUAGGAAAUGGGAUUUUGAGGUCUUCCCCCCACGAAGUCCAUCAUGCCAAGUGACAAGUUCAGACAGAGAAAUCCAAAGAAUAAGCAGACCAAAUUUCAGCUGGUUUUUGAUGAAGGAAGCAGAAGUGACUUUCUGACUGGCUUCCAGCGAAGGAAGAAAGCUCGAAAGAAGAUUGCUCUGCAAGAAGUAGAGGAGAAGAGAAAAGACGAUAGGAGGAAAGAAAGACAGCAGAGGAGAGAUGCUCUCGAAGAAGAACUGAAGAACAUCAGACUCCCUGAUCUGGUAACUUCAACUCAGAAGAAGAAAGAUGAGGUGUUUGAUCACCCAGAACACACAGUAACGGUCACAACCAGCCUUGAUCUCAAGAAAGAACAUGGAGGAAUAGGAGAAAAUCAGGUUGACUACGAUGAUCCAGAUGAACUGGAAGAGGAGGAUGCGGAGGAGGAGAAUGGGGAUAGAGAGGAUGAAGAUGAUGAGGAGGAGGAGGAUGCCAUCCCAGGGAUUUUAAGACAUUCCAAGGAGGAGGAGGAUGAAGAGGAGGAAGCAAGCGAAGAUGAGCAAACCACCCAGAUAAAAACAGCCAAGAGUAAAAAGAAUGACGUAUUCACCAAGCGACGUCAGAAGCUCAAGAAACAGAUGAUGAAACGGAAGCGAGGCGCCUCCCAGCACACAGUCAAGCGCAUGAGGAGCAUGAAGAGAAAAUCACUGGGUAAAUUCAUGAAACGCGGAUCGGCGAAUAAAGCAAAACGGUGACACAAGUCCAACCUUCCUCGAACGUCUGAGAAUUUUGUAAGCACAUUUUGUUAGUCUUGAAAUUGAGCGAAGCCUUCAUACAUUGUGAGUCAACCUUACAUAACACUUUUUCAGGUAAAUUUGCCAUUUGGUCAACAUCCGCUUUGUGUACUUUCCAUUUGGUCCACUCCCACAUGGUAUAAUACUACUCUGUCUUUUAAACCAGUAUGUAUACUAAUCAUUUGGUCUAUUUGCCAGUUAGCCCAUUUACCAUAUUUGUCUAAUUUCCAGUUAGGCUAUACCCAUUUGGUCUAAUAUCCACUUAAUUGUGGGUGCGUCGUAGUCUAGUGGUUCUGACUCUCGCCUUUGAAACAGAGGGUCGUGUGUUCGAAUCGUAGCCAUGGCGUAUUUUCCUUCAGCAAAAAAUGUAUCUACACUGCUGCACUCGACCCAGGUGAGGUGAAUGGUUACCCGGCAGGAGUAAUUCCUUGCAUGCACUGAGCGCCGGUGAUGGUAGCUCAAGCUAAAGCCGGGGUAAUAAUAGCAGCGCUUUGUAUCCUCUGGCAAAAAGCGCUUUAUAAAUCCAGCUAUUAUUAUUAUCUAACGCCACUCAGUCUAUAUGAUGGGAUGAACUUUAUAUGUACCAAAUUUCCAUUUGACAAAGUGCUGAGUGAUAUUAAAGUAGACAAGGGUAAACGCAGACCUGCAUGGAAUCCUUGGUUUUGAUUGGCUGUUGAUCAGCGUUACCAUGGUAGUUACAGUUGGAUGGCAGAGUUGCCAUAAUGGUAUAUUUUAAUGCAACGGGGCCCAGAUGGGUACGAGACUGAAUGACAGUUAGCCCAACUAAAAUGGUGUUAGACAAAGUGGCCCAUAUUCUGAAGUCAGGUUUAACUUAGACCACGGUCUAACUCUGCUAAAAUUAUGGGAAGCCAAAAGUGUCAUAUUUUUAUUAAGUUGUAUGUUUCUUAUGUUUACUGUGCUCUUUCCUGAUUCAUCGAUGGUGAAGACAAUCAUCUAUUUAUACUUCACACACAAUUAUGAAUGAUUUGAGAGCCAAUAGAGGUGAAAUAUAUCUCCAUUGUUAGUGAUUUAUGUAACAAUUGGCUAUCCAUACUUAAACCACAACUUUAAACCUGAGUUUAAGUUAAACCCGACUUCAGAAUACGGACCAGUGGAUACAACCACUUUCGCAGACUAGAAUAUGCAAAGCACAUGCUGUUUACGCUACAUCUUCUCAAUCAAAUUUUGCCUAGUGAGUAGGGACAGAUUUCUGGACCCCAUCUUACAAAGAGUUGCGAUGGAUCUAUACACAUUUAUGUGAAAAUCCACCAAUGGGCAAUUCCAUAAAAUAUGUACAUUCGACCCCCUAUAUGUGGGACCUUCAUGAAAUUUUCUGUCUCUGAUUUCUUGUUCUUUUGACAGUCUGUAAUGUUCUUAAAGGUCCAUGACUUGGCCAGUUUAUGAAGUGAAGUACAUGUAAGACUUGAGAAAAAUGGGGGUCAGACGUACAAAAAGGUUGAUCAUUUUAUGGAAUAGCCCCAAUGUAAUGAUUUUUCCCGCGUGACAUUUGCACAAUGUCGUUUUGUAAACAGAGAGAAGGGCACUGAAUUGUCAUAUAAACGAUGAAUGCAUGAAUAUUUAUCUGUAUAGAAAACAUUUUGAACAAAUAUGCAUUUUCUAUGGUGGCGUAGCUGGCCUUCCAUAGUCGUGGUUGAUUUGAUCGAUCGUAACUCUUUGUAAGACGGGACCCAGAUGAUUUGAUUAUAUCGACAGAUUCACCUGUACGUCUCUCUAUCAUCCUUAUUAUGUUCACGGACCUUAGUGAUUGGUUUCAGAAUUGCAAUGUGGUCAUCCUUGCAACAUGUGUCGAUUGCCAGUGGAUCCAGGAUAUUGAAGUAGAGGGGGCACAGAUGACAUAUUGAUUAGAUUUAGCUAUAUAUCAAUAUUUAUGUUAAAUGGGCGAUUUUAAAAGGAGAGGGUUGUGCACCUCUUGUACCCCUCUCUGGCUCUGCGAUUACAACUCGCUUUAUAUUCUGACCGCGAUUUCAAUGUGGCAAUCAGUCAAAAUGUAUCGCUUUUUCACGUGCAAAGUCAAUGCAGUGCCGAUACGACGGUUUGGCUGACUGCGCAUUUGCAUUUAAAUGUGCGCAGCUGUUGUUUGCUCUGCUACAGUACACUUUUCCAAUGGGAUUUGUGCAUUUUAAUGAUUUUAUCGACAAUUUGUAUGGCAUCGCCAUGAAAAUCCCCUCAUAUCUCAUAUCAGAAUGUAAAAUAAAUUGCUACUUAGAAAUUUAGUUAUGAAUAGAAUAAGACUUGUACUUUGUUUUCUGCAAAAUUCUCAAAAUCAAUUUUUUUGACCAAAAUUAACUGAUACGAUGGUUCAGAUGAAUGCCAACUUGUUCAAACUGUUCACCCUGAUAUAAGGACAGUUAAUAUCACUUUCUAAACCGAACUGUUUAUUUAGUGCUUGGUUUAAUAGUUUGAAGCACAUCUCAUCACCUACAUUUGCAAUCCUACUUGGUUUUAUAAUUUCCCCCAAAAAAUACAUGUAAUGUAGGUUAUCAGACUUAAUCAUUUGUAUUUGUAUGCGAAUGAAAAAGUGUUAACCCGUAGCCUCCGAGAUUCUUUUAAUCCCAUAUGUUUAACACAGGGACCACCCGGUUCCCGUAAGCAAUGGGUUAAUUUGUCAAAAUCCUCAUUUAGUUAUGCUGCCCUCUAUGGCUGAAAAUGAAAUGCUGUGGCAAGAAUGGUGUGCCCAUUUUAUCAAACUAAUUUGAUAUCAACUCAUGUAUAAUGUACAGGGACAUGCUGCUUUUACGACCCCCCCCCCCCCCAUUUCUAGACAUCAAUUUCAGUUCUCUAGAUACUCAGAAAACCCGCUCAGCACCCCCCCCCCCCACCCCGUACAAAUUAUCUGUUCACAUGCGCAAUUUAAAGGAGAGCGCAGAGGCACCUACAGUGCCUGCGAUAGCUUGGCACUUCCCGUUACGUCCUCGUACUAAUGAUCCAACACAAGCGGCGCAGAAUUGACUACACCCAUAGAAUACAGAUAAAUCAGGAGGACCCACUAUAGGAAUUAAGGGGGGGGGGGUUACAAUCAGGGUAUAUUAUACAAUAGGCCUUCUUUGCAUUAUAAAAUGAAAUAUGUGUACAACUGUAAUCUCAAAUCUACUUCAGCAAGGUAUUGGGAAUUGGCACUGUGAGUGAAACCUGAAAGAGUGAAAGAGAUGAAAAAUUAUAUGUUUUCUUUUCAAAUUGAUCAUAUCUGGGGGCCAUUUCAUAAGGCUGUUCAUAUUAAAGUUAAGAGCAACUUUAAGAACGACUGGUGAUCCUUACGCGCUUAACCAUCGCCAAUGAUUAUAUCAUUUACCACAAGAAAGGAUCAGUCGUUCUUUAUGCAGCUUUAUGAAACACCCACCUGGCAUGUUAGGGCCAAAAUUAUUGUCAAAUUUAUUUUUUCCCCCCAAUUUUGAGCCUGUGCAUCUUUAUUAUUAGCUGUCAUUGAGCAUUGUUUUUCCAAUUGAUUAUCAUGUUUUUUACACAAAGUUAGCAGACAUGAUAGUCUCCUGAUUUUAAUCGGAUUUCAUUUUGUUUUCCUGGAAAUAAUCACUGUUUUUUUUUUUUUGUUAUAACUUGUAAUAAACAAUCAUGUUUUUUAAACAAAAUUUUAA
Messenger RNA from Lytechinus pictus (painted urchin), 4561 nucleotides. RefSeq names its product nucleolar protein 12-like. Gene Ontology annotation, cellular component: nucleolus. The transcript has 5 exons. The coding region runs from base 201 to 911 and encodes 236 amino acids. The record is from RefSeq and is a predicted model, not a curated record. NCBI's taxonomy places the organism in Eukaryota, Metazoa, Echinodermata, Echinoidea, Temnopleuroida, Toxopneustidae. Gene Ontology annotation, molecular function: rRNA binding.